Molecule: messenger RNA, 1070 nt
Organism: Aureobasidium pullulans EXF-150
Lineage: Eukaryota; Fungi; Ascomycota; Dothideomycetes; Dothideales; Saccotheciaceae
Product: MFS general substrate transporter
Exons: 1
Coding region: 48-911 (287 amino acids)
Cellular component (GO): fungal-type vacuole membrane
Source: RefSeq, a predicted model, not a curated record
CAGGAGCAAGCAUUUGUAAGUGCAUAUCCGCAUGAAAUGAACGAUCAAUGACAAUCAGUGCUUACUAUCUCGUAGCUGGGCUUACUUUGCCAGUCAUGCUUCGCUUCCUUAUUGCCUCUCAGGGGUUCAACAACGCCGUCCGAUAUGUCACCAUCGUCAUAUCCGUUACAAGUUUCGCAGCAGUGUUGCUUGCACGACCUAAUCCUGCCCAUACAUUCAGAAAGCCGGAGAAGUGGAUGUCCAAGAGAACCUGGGUCGAUACUUCAGCCUUCCGUGAUCCGGCUUUCUGCUGGUUCACGGCGUCGAUCUCGGCCCUCUUCCUCGGAUUUUACUGUGUGUUCUUCAAUCUUGAAGAAUGGGCCGCGACCAACGGGAUCGCGCACAAGGGAACGCCACCUCCGGGAGCGCAAUCAACUCUGUCAACAUAUUGGUUGCUGAGCAUCAUGAACGGCUGCAGCACUUUUGGUCGGCUCAGCUCUGCCUGGCUUUGUGAUCGGUUCGGAGCACUGCACGUCCAUAUGACAGUGACAAUCGUAUCCAGCAUCCUUUGCUUGUUCUUGUGGACAUUUGCCAAUACACUGGCGCCCGCUCUGGCAUUCGCCAUCCUCUUUGGAGCCUUCUCGGGCAGUGUGAUUGGACUGCCACCGGCGUCCAUGGCAGCGAUCCUCGGAGCAGAUGCAAGCAGACAGGCCAAGCUUGGGCAGUGGACUGGUAUGAUGUACACUGCAGCAGCACCAUUCGCGUUGGUCGGACCGGUGAUUGCCGGACACUUGGUUUCCGAGUACGAAACCUAUCUCGGGGUGCAGAUAUGGAGUGGAGCUUGCUUGCUGCUGAGUGCAAUCUGCAUGGGCAUGGCAGUCUUUGUCACGGGCAGAAGGAGAUCAAGAAGCGAGGGCGAUGACAAGGUUUAGUCUCUUGGAUAGAGACGGAAGGUUCGAUGAAUGUUAAUAACAAGACAAGGCAGUCAGGGAGUAGACCGGGUCUAGGAUAGGAUGGCACUGGCGUUCGGGAAGGUUAGAACAAGAUUAGAUACGAAUAACGAAUAUCACGGAUUAUGGCCAAGACAAAAG